Silurus meridionalis is the source of this 3825-nucleotide messenger RNA. RefSeq lists its product as uncharacterized. Bases 312 to 2597 code for a protein of 761 amino acids. Lineage: Eukaryota; Metazoa; Chordata; Actinopteri; Siluriformes; Siluridae. The record is from RefSeq and is a predicted model, not a curated record. The transcript has 6 exons.
CAAACGCUAUAGGCUCGCUGCAUCCCACUACCGGGACCUGAUGGUGGUGUGACAGUGUCGCCUUAUCGAAAGGAUAAUUAUACACGCUAACCCGUUUGGAUAUGUGCCUUUUACUAUUUGAUGGAGUACAUACUGGGACGGGUCCAAUAAUCAGGUGUAGAUUAGACAGUGUAGACGUCACUCCAACGCGCGCGGCCAUCUGAAUCAUCACUGGGAUUCGUGACACAGAUUCUGCUGGUGGAAAAGAAAAAAUAUGGCCACGGCAUCGAGAUCGAGCACUUAACCGACCCCUCAGAACAAUAACAAACAAAAUGCUACAGCACAACAACAACAAUAACUACCCUUGCCUGGAUGUGGCCCAUAGAGAGCUGCUCCAUGGUUGCAGGCGAAAUGGUACGACGUUCAGCAGUGCCCUCGGAUUUGGCGCAAUCCCACUAAUUAAAGGUCUUAGGGCCUGGGCAGUAAGUGGAGGAUAUUCAAGAAGUAAGAGAAAAACUGCAGCUGCUUCUCAAGCAUCUGACACAGCUCAUGAGAGUAGAAUCGGGAGUAUUCAUAGGAAGACACAUUCAUUUCAUACACCUGGGGUCAGGCAAGGAGGACUUGGUGCUCUAGUGACUGUGGCCACAUUAAAGGACUCUGAUGGAGGCAGACAAACCCAAACUCGAUGCCUCUUUCUCAAUGCUGAAGGAUGCAAUUACCUCUGUACUGUGGGGACCAGAGUGGAUGGAAGAAAAUCUGAAAAAGGGAGUCAGGAUGGCUUGGGAAUUUCUGAUGGCAGACCUGUCCGGAAAUGGAGGAAGUCUAACAAGAGGCCUAAAUCCAUGGAGAAUAUCUCAUUGGUUGAGAAUAAAGAGGGAGACAGCUCUACGAAACCGGAACUUUUGGACAAACACUCCAUAACACAGUGCCUACAGGCAAAAAGUGCCCUGACAGCAAUUAACAAUGAUGAAGAGCAUGCAAAUGGGUCACAGUUUUCUGUGAAAGAAGACACAACACUAGCCUCUUGCCCAAAACUCAAUUAUAGCUUUGGGGAUCAAGACAUACCCAUUUCUACCAGCGACUGCACAGAAAAUACCACAGAAUUGAGUCAAAAUGAGAGUGAAUUUAUAGCCGAAGUGACUCUGAAUCAUGUAUUAAAAUACAAGGAAAGUGCUAUGCCAUACUCUGAAAAGCAUAGUCCAGGAUUUGAAGUAGUUAUGCAUAAGAAAAAUGGAAUCUUAUCCACCAUUAGCCAUAAUCACACCACACACACCAUUUUAACAGAAAGAAAUCUAAAUAAAUCCAGUGAAUUUGAUAUGGAGAAAUCUAAACAGCAUGGGGUAGAGUCUGAAAUAGUUUCAGCGGAUACCAAUAAGACGAAUGGAACUAAUAGUCACUUUGAGGAGGCCAUUAUAAACCCUGCAUUCAGCAACCUUUCAGAUGAUACUUUUUUAACGGUUUCACAAGUGAAAAGAGAGAUAAAGAAUAGGAAAGAUGAGAGUUCCUUGAAUAAUGAAAUGGAGAAGAUUGUCCAUUUUGGUGAAAUGAAGAAAGUAAAUCAUUUGAAAGAACCAGCAGAGGAGCAUUUGGGGUCACCAGUGUGUAGUUUUCAUCAAAAGCAGGAAGUAAUCAUGGAAGUAAAUAUGACAUUUAAGGAGGGAGGGGAAUUAAAUGCCACAAAUGAGACUUUUGAGGAGCUUGCUAAUUCUUUAUCACAAGGUUCUGGCUUUUUCAUUGUUGCUAAUGCUAUUACGUCGUCGUCUAAUCCGGCCCCCACCACAAAUGCAACUGCCCUCAGAGCCAUGAGUAGUCAGCAACAAGAGGAGACCGAGGGUAUGAGAUUAGCAGUAAAACCAGCAUUGGAGCAGUUCAAAAAGCAAGAGAGAGGCCAGGAAGAGGAGAAUGUGGCAGAUGAAGAGCUUGGAGUGGUGGAUGAAGCAGAUGAGGAUGAAUUUGGCAUUUUUAUGAAGGCAGGAGAUGAGCAGAUCUGGAAUGCAGGAUUCAACGAGCUCAAAAAAGUGCCUUGUGAAAAGAAUGUUGGCAUUGACAUUACAAACUCCUCUGUUUCAAAUGAACCUCUGUCAUUGAUGUCUGACUGGACCAGAGACCUGUCAGUUAGGCAAUCAGAGGACAUAUGGACUGCCUUCAAGCAGGAAGUAGCCAGCAGAGGAGCAGAGAAGGAGUGCUGGUUUUCAACUGCAGUGGAAAACAUGCACCUCACACACUCAUCUCUUAAUACUGUGCCAAAUGUGUUUUUAGAGGCCUUUCCGUGUUUAAAGUCCUCCUGUGGAGAUUCUGACAGCAUUCCCACAUUGACAGAGCUGCUGCGAGGUCCUGCAACAGACAGCUUGCCUGAUACAAAUGGGAAACAGAGUCUACUGGAUGGCCUUCAAGAUCUGGACCGCAUGAUUGGUGUGAAAUACAAGGUCUCAGAGUCUCUUUCCCGAAAGAUUCUCCUGCAGUCAUUGAACUUGAGGACCCCGAAACCCGAGCGUGCAGGUGGUCGCAAACACAACAUGGCGAGGUUUUCACCAAACCUUCCAACCUCCAACCAGCAGAAAGCGGCUUAUGCUAAAAGAAGACUCUCUUAUGACAUCAACAGGAACAUCAUGUCAUAGUUUAUCCUCAUUUUAAAUAACUUUAUUCUUUAAAACCUGCAGAUAAAAUAACUACACAAAAAAAAUUACAUUUUCCAUUAGGGUGUACUUUCUGUUCCAUCUGCAGUCGCAUGGAAGAUUAGUUGUUGUAUAAUUAUGUCUGUUAGUAUUUUAGUAGGUCCAUUUCCCAAACAACAAAUUUAAAAUGGAAAUAAAUAACAUUCAACAAGGAGCAGCUUGAUCAUAUGACAUUACCACUUUUACCUAAACUGUUUACUUAUAGUGCAACUUUUGCUACUGAUUUUGAUUACACAAUAAUAGUGUUUACCUAAUGUUAGCUUGCUGGCAUUUAACAUAAGAUAUCUAAUGCUGGAGAGGGAACAUUGAUGUUAGUUAAGCCAACUAGUUAGGUGGUUAACUUAUCGAAUGUUGCCAGACUACUGUAUUGUUUAAUUCAUUCAUUCAUUCAUUCAUUCAUUCAUUCACUAUGAAUAUCCUGUGGGUGCACCUAUUGGUUAUUUGUCAGCAACCUACCAGCAUGUUUUUGGGAGGUGGGAGAAAACUGGAGAACAAGGAGGAAAACAUUAUGGGCACAGAAAGAACAGAAACAAAUGGUAGCAAAUGCUAUAUUAUAUAAUUACAUUAUAUAAUUACAAUUAAAAUACUAGGGUUAAUUUUUCAUUCAACAAUUCACAUGAUGCCACAACCUAAUCAAAUAUGUUUUUAUUAACCCAGGUGAUCAUUUGGCAUAUACGUUUAUCUGAUGUAAAUUGCAAGCAUAGAUAUAGAAGUGCAAGAGCAACAAAAACAAUUUAACAGUAAGAAACAUAAUUAAGGGCUCAAUAGAAGCACUCUAAACCUAGUCUUCAUUAAAUAUCCUUAAUUUAUUACUGUUGCCAUUGUGGACAAUAAGGACAUUUGGACUUUCAAAUUAUAUGACACUAAUCUGAAACAUAUUUACUUGUCCUGUGCCAACCCUUGAUUCAUGCUGUUACACUUUUCUUCCUUGUAAUGAUGUUUAAAUAAUGCACUUAUUGUUCUUGUUGUUGUCUUUUCAAUUACACUUGUUUCAGAAUAAAAUAUUUGCUGUCCAAUCUAUCAUCCUAGCUCACUUUUCAAUGAAAGAUCAGUAUUUGGAUUUUUGCAGACCAUUAAAUUCAAAUUGCUUUUAUUUUCUUAAUUUUUCACUUGAAUCAGAAAACUGCAGUGUGCCAUUUUUUUUACUAAAUGUGAAAUUCUGAAGAAUAAA